Messenger RNA from Marmota monax (woodchuck), 1739 nucleotides. Its product is annotated as pulmonary surfactant-associated protein A-like. Gene Ontology annotation, cellular component: rough endoplasmic reticulum; multivesicular body. Lineage: Eukaryota; Metazoa; Chordata; Mammalia; Rodentia; Sciuridae. The coding region runs from base 157 to 903 and encodes 248 amino acids. The transcript is spliced from 5 exons. The record is from RefSeq and is a predicted model, not a curated record.
GAAGGAGAGGCUCUUAAGAUAGGGGCCUCUCAGGGACUGGGAGGAAGCCUGUCAGCCCACAUCCCUAUAAAUGGUGCUCUCCACUCUGACUUGGAGGCAGAAAUCCACCAAGACGGAAGCCUGUGUGUGGCAGGAGAAGCAGCUGGGACAGGAGCCAUGUUGCUGUGCACUUUGGCCCUCACCCUCACCUUGAUGGCAGUUUCUGGCAUCAUGAGCAAUGGGACAGAAGUCUGUGUUGGAAGCCCGGGUAUCCCUGGCACUCCUGGAUCCCAUGGCUUGCCAGGCAGAGAUGGGAGAGAUGGUGUCAAGGGAGACCCUGGACCUCCAGGUCCCAUGGGCCCUCCAGGAGGAAUGCCAGGUCUCCCUGGGCGUGACGGGUUGACUGGAGCCCCCGGUGUCCCUGGAGAGCGUGGAGACAAGGGGGAGCCUGGUGAAAGGGGCCUUCCAGGAUUUCCAUCUUAUCUAGAUGAGGAUCUCCAAACCAUGCUUCAGGAAUUCAGGCAUCAAAUCUCGCAGUCAAUGGGAGUCCUCAGCUUGCAGGGGUCCAUGCUGGCAGUUGGAAAGAAGAUCUUCUCCACCAAUGGGCAAUCGGUCAACUUUGAUGACAUUAGUGAGUCUUGUGCCAAAGCAGGUGGCAACAUUGCUGCCCCAAGGAAUCCAGAGGAGAAUGAGGCCAUUGCAAGCAUUGUGAGGAAGUACAACACUUAUGCCUACCUGGGCCUGGUUGAGAGCAACACUCUUGGAGACUUCCGUUACCUGGAUGAGACCCCUGUGAACUAUACCAACUGGUAUCCCGGGGAGCCCAGGGGUCGGGGCAGAGAUAAGUGUGUGGAGAUGUACACAGAUGGGACUUGGAAUGAUAAGAACUGCCUGCAGUACCGUUUGGCCAUCUGUGAGUUUUGAGCAGACAUUUAGGCCACAGGGUAGACAGGAUCCUGCAUGGCAGCCUCCAUCAAAAUUUAUUUUUAAAUUUAAAUUUCAACAAAAUGUAUUUGUGAUUAUUAGAUCCAAAGGCACUCUUAAUCACUUCAUUCCCCAGAUGGUUCCUAACUCUUCUCCUAUAAUCACUAAUCCUUGACACUGCCCUGGGAGCCCCUUCUCAGCACUGCAACUUAGAUAUCCUCCACUCCCGACCUUGAACUUCACUAUGAGACGGAGAUGGAGAACAAUUUGUUCUUCAUCUUCUCCAGUUUUUUUCAUUUAUAAAUGGCAACCAUGAGGCCUCAAGUUAGAAAAAUCCUCUAAAAUCACAGAGUGCCUGCUUCCUGCUCCUCUAAUCUUCCCCUGAAACUUUCCCCUUUCCCAGUCCCAUGAAAAUUUAGAAAUCUUGGUUAAACACAGUGAUAAAGAUAGACUUCCAGAAAAUUACAAAUGUGAGGAGCUAAGGUCACCUUCAGGAUUACUCAGCACCCUGGUUCUCUGGGGCAUACCUGCUCUCUUCCAUGAGGCUAGAGAGCCAGAGGGUGGCCCAGCAUGGAGCUGAUAGAACUUAGUCUUCCAGAUUGGUAAUCACUCCCUUGAGUUUUAGGGUUCCUGCUCAACCACUGAUCAACAGAAACCAGCCUAGGCCUCUAAUGAAGAACCUUCCCACCCCAGGCCUGACCAAAGUAGCUUCCUGCUGAUCCCCACCUCACCUCAGAUCUCCAUGAGGCAUUUACACUAUCAACCCCAGCACUGGCUCUGCUUUCUUCUUUAAUUUCAUUUAAUCAGGAUUUCAUUAAAAUCAACUGUGCAUAAAA